Molecule: messenger RNA, 5427 nt
Organism: Tyto alba (common barn owl)
Lineage: Eukaryota; Metazoa; Chordata; Aves; Strigiformes; Tytonidae
Gene: TRAPPC8
Product: trafficking protein particle complex subunit 8
Exons: 31
Coding region: 208-4611 (1467 amino acids)
Biological process (GO): protein localization to phagophore assembly site; endoplasmic reticulum to Golgi vesicle-mediated transport
Cellular component (GO): TRAPPIII protein complex; phagophore assembly site; cytoplasmic vesicle
Molecular function (GO): protein binding
Source: RefSeq, a predicted model, not a curated record
GGACGCCGGGAGCGGGCGCUCUCGGAGGGGCUUCGGUUGGGGCGCAACAUGGCGGCGCUGGCCGGGCGCUGAGCCGUCGGUGGCUGUGGCGCUGGGGUUCGGCGGCCGGAGCGCUGAGCCGCGGGGAGCCAGCGGCGGGGGGAGGCCGGGCGGAGAAGAGCGGAGGAAGGUGGCGGGGCCGGCUCGGGCCCCCGGGCGGCGGCGGCGAUGGCCCAGUGCGUGCAGUCGGUGCAGGAGUUCAUCCAGGACUCGUUCGUGCCCUUGGUGGCCGCGCUGUGCAGCGAGGAGGCGGAGCGGCUCACCCGCAAAAACAGCCUGAGCUUCGCCGAGCUGGUGAAGCCCUUCUGCCGCCUCACCUCGGAAGUUCACAUGAGAGAUCCUAAUAAUCAGCUUCACAUAAUUAAAAAUUUGAAGAUUGCUGUCAACAACAUUAUUACUCACCCACCUCAGCCUGGUGCCAUUCGAAAACUUUUGAAUGAUGUUGUGUCUGUCAGUCAGCCUGCUGAAGGACUAGUAGCUAAUGUGAUCACAGCUGGAGAUUAUGAUCUCAACAUUAGUGAUCGCUCAGUUAAAGCUAGUGUUCCUUGGUACAGUAAUUGGAAAGAGACACUGAUGGAACUGAACACAUCCACGUUUUAUUCAGCUACUACUCCUUGGUUUGAGUCUUACAGAGAGUGCUUUCUUCAGUCCAUGCCUGCAUCAGAUCAUGAAUUCUUAAACCACUAUGUUGCAUGUAUGCUUGUAGUUUCUUCUAGUGAACCAGAGCCUGUGGAGCAAUUUCUGAAGCUGUCUCAAGAACAACAUCGAAUUCAGCAUAGUAGUGAAUACUUGUAUCCCAAGUGGUUUAUACCAAACACGCUCAAAUACUAUGUGUUACUGCAUGAUGUAAGCACAGGAGAAGAACAAAGAGCUGACUCCAUUUAUGAAGAAAUGAAGCAGAGGUAUGGAACUCAGGGUUGCUAUUUGCUGAAAAUAAAUUCUCGGGUGUCUAAUAGAGGAACAGAUGAACAGAUACCAGAUCCUUGGAGUCAGUAUCUUCAGAAAAACACUAUCCAGAACCAGGAUUGCUAUGAAGAUUGUCCUUAUACUGUCAUUUCAAACAAGAAUACUGAUCACUUGAUAUCAGAUGGCUUAGACAGUGAAAUGAAAGAUGGCCUGUCAAAUAACUUUAAGACUCACCCCCUUCAACUGGAUCAUCCCAGCGGCAGUUUGGAUAGCACUGAUUACGUGAAGGCUACUGCAUCAUUGCAAGACUCAAAGAAAUCAAAUUCUGGAACACCUCAUGGUGCUUGUUUAACACUCACAGAUCACGAUCGAAUUAGACAGUUCAUACAGGAAUUCACAUUUAGGGGACUUUUGCCACAUAUAGAGAAGACAAUUCGGCAACUUAAUGAUCAGUUAAUAUCCAGGAAAGGCUUGAGUCGGUCGCUGUUUUCUGCUACUAAAAAAUGGUUUAGUGGCAGCAAGGUUCCAGAGAAGAGUAUAAAUGAAUUGAAGAAUACUUCUGGUUUGCUGUAUCCACCAGAAGCACCAGAGCUUCAAAUCCGGAAAAUGGCAGACUUGUGCUUUUUGGUGCAGCACUAUGAACUUGCAUAUAGCUGUUACCAUACAGCAAAGAAAGACUUCUUAAAUGAUCAGGCAAUGCUUUAUGCAGCUGGAGCACUGGAAAUGGCAGCAGUAUCAGCUUUUCUUCAGCCUGGAGCUCCUAGGCCAUAUCCUGCUCAUUAUAUGGAAACAGCAAUUCAGACCUAUCGAGAUAUCUGCAAGAACAUGGUUCUGGCUGAACGCUGUGUGCUGCUUAGUGCUGAAAUCUUAAAAAGUCAAAGCAAAUAUUCAGAGGCAGCUGCUCUUCUGAUUCGUCUAACCAGUGAGGAUUCAGAUCUUCGCAGUGCACUUCUGUUGGAGCAGGCAGCCCAUUGCUUUAUAAACAUGAAAAGUCCCAUGGUUAGAAAGUUUGCAUUUCAUAUGAUAUUGGCUGGCCAUAGGUUUAGUAAAGCAGGCCAGAAGAAACAUGCCUUACGUUGCUACUGUCAAGCCAUGCAGGUUUACAAAGGGAAAGGCUGGUCUCUUGCAGAAGACCAUAUUAACUUCACUAUUGGUCGCCAGUCCUUCACGCUUCGUCAGCUUGACAAUGCUGUGUCUGCCUUCAGGCAUAUUUUGAUCAAUGAUAGUAAACAACCUCCAGCUCAGCAAGGAGCUUUUUUAAGAGAAUAUCUUUAUGUUUAUAAGAACGUAACCCAGCUAUCACCUGAUGGUCCCUUACCACAGCUUCCUUUACCAUAUAUUAACAGCUCAGCAACCCGUGUUUUCUUUGGGCAUGAUAGAAGACCGGCAGAAGGUGAAAAGCAGGCAGCUACACAUGUAAGUCUGGAUCAGGAGUAUGACUCGGAAUCAUCACAACAGUGGAAGGAACUUGAGGAGCAGGUUGUUUCUGUGAUAAAUAAAGGAAUAAUACCUUCGAACUUUCAAGCAACACAAUUCUGUUUAAAUCGCUACACAGAUAACUCCAGAUUUCCACUUGCUGUGAUAGAAGAACCAAUAACUGUAGAAGUGUCCUUCCGAAACCCUCUAAAAGUUCCACUUCUUUUGACUGACCUUUCAUUGCUGUGGAAGUUUCAGCCUAAAGACUUCAAUACAAAGCAUGAUGGAGAAACGAAAGAGCUGGGAAUAUGUGAUGAUGGUAUGAUAGGAACUGAAGCAAUAGCAGAAUUUCUAAUUAAUAGUGAGGAGACAAAAGUGGCAAGACUAAAGCUCUUUCCCCAUCAAACAGGGGAGCUACAUAUUCUGGGAGUCGUUUAUAAUCUUGGCACUGUUCAGGGUGCUGUGACAUUAGAUGGGAUAGAUCCUUCUAUUGGAUUACAGACAGGAAAGUUUGUCUCCAAUGGGUUAUCUGUAAGAGGACGACAAGAUUUAGAAAUCCAAGGGCCUCGACUUAAUAACACAAAAGAAGAAAAAACGUCUAUUAAAUAUGGACCUGAUCGACGUUUAGAUCCCAUUAUUACAGACGAAAUGCCUUUGUUGGAGGUGUUCUUCAUAAAUUUUCCUACAGGGCUUCUCUGUGGAGAAAUCCGAAAAGCAUAUGUAGAAUUUGUGAACGUAAGCAAGUGUCCUCUUACCACACUGAAGGUCGUGUCCAAACAUCCAGAAUUUUUUACUUUUGGUGGAAAUACUGCUGUUCUAACGCCACUAAGUCCUUCAGCUUCUGAAAACUGUAGUGCUUACAAGACUGUUGUGACAGAUCCUACCUCUGUGCGUACAGCACUGCUAUCUUCAGCUUCUUCUGUAGACUUUGGGGUUGGCACAGGAGGUCAGCCUGAAGUAAUCCAUGUCCCACUUCCUGAUGCUGUUCUUCUUCCUGGGGCUUCAGUGCAGCUGCCAAUGUGGUUACGGGGACCAGAUGAAGAAGGUGUUCAUGAAAUUAACUUUCUGUUUUACUAUGAAAGUAUUAAAAGACACUCAAAAAUGUGUCACAGAGUAUUAAGGCACACUGCAGUUAUUUGUACUAGCCGGUCUCUGCAUAUUCGAGCUACUGUCUGCAGAAGUAAUGCGCUUGAAGAUGAAGAAGGCAGAGGGGACAAUAUGUUGGUGUUUGUGGAUGUAGAAAAUAUCAAUACUCUGGUCCCAUUUUUUCAUCCACAAAGCAAGAGUGAGACUGGUGUUAAAGAAUUUCAUAUAGUACAAGUUUCAAGUAAUAGCAAGCACUGGAAGCUUCAAAAAUCUGUUAACGUCUCUGAAGACAAAGAUACUAAACUUGCUAGCAGAGAGAGAGCGAAGUUAUGCUUUAAAGCAGUAAGAUGCAAAAACUCAGAAGAAAAUUACACAUUUGCAGACAUUGUCUUUGGAAAUGAACAGAUAAUAAGUUCAGCCAGUCCUUGUGCAGACUUUUUUUUCCAAAGUUUAUCCUCUGAAUUUAAAAGAACACAUGUGCAAUCUCAUACUCAUGCAUCUCAAAGGGCUGUGAAACAAUCAUUUGAUGAGGCGGUCAGAUUGAUACAAAGAUGCAGUGAAGUGGAUUUGAACAUUGUCGUACUGUGGAAGGCAUAUGUUGUGGAAGACAACAAGCAGCUUAUUUUGGAGGGCCAGCAUCAUGUUGCCCUUAACACAGUUGGGAAAGAGGCUUUUUCAUUUCCUCAGAAGCAGGAAUUACCAGAAAUGGGUCUCUUAAAGUUUCUUCGACCAGAAAACACACCAGUACCUGCGAGACCCACACCAGAGCAGCUUUCUAAUCUUAUCAAGACAAGUCUUCAUUAUCCAGAGUCUUUCAAUCAUUCUUUUCAUCAAAAAAGCCUCUGUCUGGUACCUGUCACUCUCCUACUUUCCAAUUGUUCCCAGGCUGUUGUAGAUGUAAUGAUUGAUUUGCGGCAUAAAACAACAAGCCCAGAAGCACUAGAAAUCCAUGGAUCUUUUACGUGGCUUGGGCAAACACAGUACAAGCUUCAACUUAAAAGCCAAGAGGUCUAUAGCUUGCAGUUGAAAGCUUGCUUCGUUCAUACAGGUGUCUAUAAUCUUGGAACCCCCAGGGUAUUUGCCAAGCUAGUGGACCAAGUUACUUUGUUUGAAACAAGUCAGCAGAACUCCAUGCCUGCACUGAUUAUUAUCAAUAAUAUCUGACCACUUCCAGAAAAAAAUCACACUAAAAGACAAAAUAAAUGGGAUUCUUUUCUUAUUGCUGGUUGACAUUUUGCUGCAGUUUUUGGAAAUAGCACCUCAAACAUCUAACUUGUUACUAAAGAUUGUGUAGGAAAAAAAAAUAGCAAAAUAUUCAGACUACUUGUCAAUCUGUUUCUCAAUGCAACGCACGUUGGACUGAAAACACGUUUAUCCUUUUAUAAUGUAUUUCUUCUCUGGUAAUUAAGAUAUUCAUAACACAAAAUACUCUUUAACUCCAAAUCUGAACAUAUUUGUAUGUCCUAUGCCCUGUCAAAAAUGCGGCUUGACUGCUGUUACAAGUUCCAGCAUGGUGUGUUAAUAUUUGUGGCUGUAAUAGGAUAUGGUUCAGGAAGAAACCCUCAUUGGCUUUUUCCUGUCUGAAGCCAUUAGACAUGAUAAAUCCCAAUCUUACUGUGAAGUUCAAUAAGGUGUCUCAAAUCCAUUUCUGUUCCUCAGUUCUUUAGUUUAAAAUUUUGUUUUGAGUUUUCAUGUCUAUGGAAACUGGUGACCUUUCAAGGUUUACAUACAAGUCCCACCUAAGGUGUUUCAGAAAUAAUUUCUUCAACCAGUUUGAGUAUUUUCUCAUUCAUCUCAACACAGAAUGCACUAUUUCACAACCAUGAGAUUGUCAUUUGAAUUGUCACUUGCUUUAUUAUGUAACUAUAACAAUUGAUCAGUUUUAAAAAAAAAAAAAUCUACUCAAGAUUUUCAAGAAAUGUAUUAUAUUUAUAACAAAUGUACUGUAAAUAGAAUAAAACAUACACCAUAUUCACUGUA